Molecule: messenger RNA, 936 nt
Organism: Acanthamoeba castellanii str. Neff
Lineage: Eukaryota; Discosea; Longamoebia; Acanthamoebidae
Product: GATA zinc finger domain containing protein
Exons: 3
Coding region: 1-936 (311 amino acids)
Biological process (GO): regulation of DNA-templated transcription
Molecular function (GO): zinc ion binding; sequence-specific DNA binding
Source: RefSeq, a predicted model, not a curated record
AUGCACCACCACCCGCACUCCGGCCUUCCUCUCCAGCCCCAGCUUCACCAGCUCCACCUCCGACCCACUUCGACGCCGGCGCAUCUCCACAACAACAACAACUCUCCGCCGCAGCCAUCUUCUUCCUUCUUGUCGGGCCUUCACCAGCAGGUCCCACCUGCUGCCAUGGCCUCAGCCGGCAAGGCAGCCAUCUUCACCACCAUCGCCAACAUGGCGCGCCAGGUCUGUACGGUAAGCGAGAAGGCGGCCAAGGAGGGAGUCCUGGGCGGGCUCGACUACGUGCUCCUCCAGAGCCUGGGCUAUGCCAUCGCCCAGCACGUGUCGCUCAUCGAGUUGCCCCCCGUCUCGACCUCGGCGGUGCAGCCUUUGACUGCUCCUACUUCGACGCUCAGAGCCAGCAGCCCUCCUUCGUCGCCGCCUCAUGUAGCGGUCGACGUCAGGACGUCGAGCAAGCGCAAGCCCGAGCCCUCGACAUCAUCUUCCACGUCGACUUCGUCCCCCACGACCAAGAAGAAGAGGAAGGAAGAAGCGGCGCUCGCAACCUCGAGCCCCAGCCCCAACACCAGCGACGACGAGCCGAUCAAGAGGUGCCGCGACUGUGGCCGUACCAAGACCAACCAGUGGCGCUCCGGUCCAGAGGGCAUGAGCACCCUUUGCAACGCGUGCGGGAUGCGCUACACGAGGCGGAUGAAGCGGCAAGUCGGCGUGCCCGCCCUUAGCCCCAACGUGACCCGCAGGAACAGCGUCCUGGACAGUCCGCUGUGCGGCCAUGAUAGCGACCACGGCUUGUCGCCCGUCAGCUCGCCCCUGCCCUUUGGCCACCACCACCAGCUGCUGCAGCACUCGCCCAUGCUCGACGACUCUUCGCCCUCACCCAACCUCCAUCACCACCAGCAGCAGGAGAAGCGUUCCAACCUGUACAACCUACUCAACUAA